AUGGCAAAAGAGGAGGACAAGUAUAUCAUUGGAGGCAAUCGGGGCCUCCUUUACCCAGGACCCGAUGACCUUGCAAAGCUCGAACAGAUUGAGUCGUCCACGAGGUCAGCUACCAGGAAGGACAAGUUCCGUCGACAUUGCAGACGGUUCUGGCUUUGCUACUUUAUCGGCAAUGUCAUCUUUUUAGCUAUUUUCUUGCCUGUUUUCUUCCUAGUUGCUAUCCCAGCCAUCGCCCAACUUGUUGUCAACAAAUCCAACCUGGUAGUGGUCAAUGCAGAGGUGAUGCAACCAACACCAGACACGGUACAGAUGACUCUAGCAGCAAAAGUGGAUUUGAAAAUUGCACUUGGUGUUCGCAUAGAGCCCGUCAAAUUCUACACAUUUGUUCGUAAAUACGGCCACGAAAACGCUUGGGGAGCAAUUGAUAUCCCUGGUCAAACGAUCAAAGGGAACUAUACUUUGGGAGUCAACAAACAACAUACGCCAAUCCUUAACUCGACUACCUGGCAGGCCUUUGUUCACGACACUGUCUUCAAAAAGGAGACAACCUUGUCACUUUAUGGUGUCACAUAUGGAUAUUUGGGGGUCUUGAAAAAUCACAUUACUAUGGACAAAGAAGUAGUUAUACCAUCUUUAAACAAAUUUGACGGAUUAUCUAUUGCGGAUAGUACACUCAUCCUACCAGCACAAGACGACGGAACCAAUCUGAUCGCCAAUCUGACUCUCCCAAAUCCAACCGCCCUCUCCUUCGAAGUCGGCACCAUCACACUCGACCUCAAAAGUGGAGAUACAGACCUCAUCAUCGGCAAUGCAACUGUCGACAAUGUGACCCUCCGACCCGGAAACAACACAUUCCCACUCAAAGGCGUCCUCGACCUCAAAACAGUAAUAUCAAACCUAACAGAAGUGAUCAGUUCCCAAAGCUCGUCACUCAAGAACGGGAACCUAGCCCUAACAGCAAUGACGCGGACCAUCGUUUCAAACGGCACACUAAUUCCAUACUACACCAACGUCCUCAGCCAGCUACCCCUAGUAGCAAACGUGGGAAUCGCCGACGUCCUCAGAAACACACUGGCCUACCUAGGCUCCAACGACAAUCUGAACCUGACCGGUGCGCUUUCAGGCAUCACCGACAAUAUUCGGAGGCGCGCACUGAACGGGCCGGUUGGCAACGGUAACGCUGUUAACCGGAUUGCAAGUCUGAAACAGAAUAAGCAUGUUCAGAAGGUCUUUGAGGAUGAGGAUGAUGAUAAGCGAGACGCGAUGAUAGAUUCGUUGGCGAGAUAUUAUGCUUCUUUAUGA
Penicillium canescens is the source of this 1302-nucleotide messenger RNA. Its product is annotated as DUF3712 domain-containing protein. The transcript has 3 exons. Gene Ontology annotation, cellular component: fungal-type vacuole membrane. The record is from RefSeq and is a predicted model, not a curated record. Bases 1 to 1302 code for a protein of 433 amino acids. NCBI's taxonomy places the organism in Eukaryota, Fungi, Ascomycota, Eurotiomycetes, Eurotiales, Aspergillaceae.